AUGAGUGCAGCUUACUCGAACUCGUCGCGCGCGCUUGCGUUCCUCUCGGAAACCUCGGAGGAUGCAAUCGCCGCGCUCAAGGGCCUCGUUGGCGGCGUCGGCUCGGCCAAGUAUCUCGACACUUCAGAGGACAAGCUGUCCACCAUCGCCACCCAGAUCGAUUCCAGCAGGGAUGAGGAUCGCAUUGCUGCGCUCACGCGUAUCGUCGCUAUGGUCUCAAAAGGCCGCGAUGCCUCCUCCUUCCUCCCCGCCGUCCUGAAGCUCACUUCCUCCUCCAACCUCGAUGUUCGCAAGCUCGUCUACAUUGUACUGCUGCGUUACGCCAACAGCAAUCCCGACCUGACACUCCUCAGCAUCAACAGCUUCCAACGCGACCUCUCCGAUCCCAGUCCGCUCAUCCGUGCCAUGGCUUUACGUGUACUCAGCAGCAUCAAAGUGGCCAUGGUUGCUCCCAUCGUCAUCAUGGCAGUCACCAAGGCUUCUCGCGACCCGAACCUAUACGUUCGCAAGAUCGCUGCACUGGCAAUCCCCAAAUGCUACCAGAUCGACUCCUUACAGCUCGACAGUCUUCAGGAGGUCCUCGCGACCCUCUUGUCCGAUCGUUCGCCCUUUGUCCUAGGCGCCGCCCUCUCUGCAUUCCAGCGAAUGUGUCCGACAAAUUGGCAAUUGCUUCAUCAGAAUUACCGGAGAAUCUGCCAUGCCCUUUCGGACAUGGAUGAAUGGGGUCAGAUUGUCGCUCUCCAGGUUCUCUCGCGCUAUGCAAGAGCGAAUCUCAACCAACCCAGCACGAAAGAAGAAACAGCUCCUUCCUCGGCGCCUUCACCGUCUGGCAGGCAAUCAGCAACGCUGGUCAAAUCGGCGGAAGUUGCUCCAACACAUCAGUCGAGCGGAACAAGCGCAAAGGCGAGUGAUACCGAUGGUCUCGAAGCGUUUCUGUCAAGUGAAGCGGCCCCUUCGACUUCUCUAAUCGAAAGCACUGAACGUGGCAAUGCGGACUUGCUCUCAAGCUUAGCAAACGGUUCUUCUUCAAACCUCGACCGGGAUCUAGAGCUUCUUCUGACGAAGUCGCAAGGCCUGCUGCACAGUCGAAACUCUGCAGUCGUACUCGCAGUGGCACGCUUGAUACUGUACCUGGCGCCCCCUUCCGAUCAAGUCAUGCUCGUACGACCACUCGUGAGGCUACUCAAGUCGCCUCCAGACGUCAGCUACUUGGUUCUGCUGAACAUUCUCGCCAUUGCACGUCGAAAUAGCUCGCUAUUCGCACCCUACGCCGCCUCCUUUCUGCUCGGCGCAUCUCACGAAGAGCCGAUGUUCCUCUCGCUCCUCAAGCUCGAUACCUUGGUCGUCAUAUGCAAUGCUGCCAAUCUCGACUUUGUGUUGUCGGAGAUCGCAAGUCACAUGCGGUCCGCAGAUGCUGUCAUCGCUGCGCAUUCCGUCUCGUGCCUCGGUCAACUUGCUCUUCGGGAGGACCUGGGCGCGAGCUCGAGGUGCCUUGCUGUUCUGCUUGACUUGCUCCGCAGACGCAGAUCGGGACCUCGAGUACACGACGCGACCGUGGCACGUGCAGUGCUUGUCAUCAAGAAUCUCCUGCAGCUUGCUCAGGAGGCAGCUUCCAGCCAGAGCGAUAUCGAGUCGAAGAGGACGUCUGCCAUCGUCUAUCGCUUGUCAGCAUUGCUUUUUGGCACACCUUCCAAAGCCGGCGCCGACGACAAGCAGAAGCGCAAAGCAAAACCCAAGGCCGUUGGAAAAGGCGCCAUCCUCCAUCCCGAAGCGCGAGCGAGCAUCCUUUGGCUGCUUGGCCAGCACGCACGCCAGACCAUUUCGACCUCUGACUCGAGCACUGUUCCGCUUUCGAAGGGCUCGACCCAGGAGAGCAAGACGCUAGCCGAGCUCAUCGUGCCCGAUAUUCUCCGUCGAUGUGCCAUCAACUUCACCAACGAGUCGUCGAUCGUCAAGUUGCAGAUCUUGACCAUGUCGAGCAAGGCAUUCGCGUUUCUGCCGAGCGUACUGGUCCCGACGCCGGCAUUGGACGAGGAGCAUCAGGGGAGGUCUGAGCGGCUGAUGUCCGCGAUGACGGUGUUACACUUUUACCUGCUGAAGUUGGCUCGAUACGAUGCUGACUUUGACGUGCGAGACCGUGCGCGUUUCUUGAAAGGGUUGACGUCGCCGCUCACCGUGACGAAGAAGGCGGCCGGCGUUGAUGAUGAUGGCAGCGGCAGCCUGGCAUCUCUGGAUGAAAAGGUGCAGGGGAACACGAUCGAAUUGGCGAUUGAAAAGGCGGCACGUACGAUUGGUGAAGGCGCAAGCGAGGAAGGCGAUGCCGAUCUCAAAGGUGUACGUCUGCGAAGGGAACAAGUCAUACACGUGCUGUUCGAAGGCAAAUCUCUUGCAUCCAGCAUCAGCGUCGACACCCGCACCAAAGAUCACGGCACGUCUGACAUCAGCACCCCCAGCUCGGCACCAGAACUCGCCUCACUCUCCCUCACACUCGGCGGCAAACUCAUCAAAGGCUGGCUCGACACCACCCUUCCACCAUGGACCACCACCCCAACCCCACCCACCACUCGCGAACCGCCAUCAGCUCCAGCCUCCACCACCCUCCAAAAUACCACCCUCGCCAAUCUCAAAUCCUUCUCAUCCUCCGACUUCAACUCUUCCCCACUCGCAGCUUCCUCACCCAUCGUGCUGACCCCAGGUAAAGGGAACGCCACUCCAACUUCACGCGGCAGCUCAACACCCAUCGACCUCGAGGCAAACAGUACAACAACCCAGGCACAGCAAAAGUACAAAGAUCUGGAUUCGUUUUUGGAUGAAAGCGAUGACGAGGACGACGUUGCUGGUGACGAGCGGUAUCUCGAUGACUCCGCUCCUGAAGACGAUGACUUUGCUGCGGGAGCAAACGAUUGGAAUGACGAGAAUGAAUCUGAGGAGGAAGACGACGAAGAAGAAGACGAAGACGAAGACGAAGAGAGCAUGGACAGCGAUCAGGAUGGCGAAUGA
Molecule: messenger RNA, 3000 nt
Organism: Pseudozyma hubeiensis SY62
Lineage: Eukaryota; Fungi; Basidiomycota; Ustilaginomycetes; Ustilaginales; Ustilaginaceae
Product: clathrin binding protein
Exons: 1
Coding region: 1-3000 (999 amino acids)
Biological process (GO): intracellular protein transport; vesicle-mediated transport
Cellular component (GO): membrane coat; AP-3 adaptor complex
Source: RefSeq, a predicted model, not a curated record